UAACAGCUGUUAGUGGUAAAAUGAGCGGCGCGCUAGCAAGUGUGAUUGAAAUACAAACAAAAAACUCGUAUUUAAGUGCUGCAGAACUUAUUGUGCACCGUCAUGCAGAAGUUGAAUCCCCUCGAAUCGGUCUAAAACGAACCAACGUGGAAGGUAGCGCGGCCGAACAGGAGGAGCUUCAACAUGCAUAUGCAAAUUUACGCAGCGUAUUGUCAACGCGACGCAUCGAGCGACACACGGGACGUGCCAUUGCCGAGUGGCACAAGGAUCAACAGGCGGCUGAAGUGCUGCGCAAAGAUGGCAAAUUUGAGAGCUUUGGCUUCAACAGGCAAGGCAAACUCUAUUUGGAAUAUUACGAGGCACUAUUUCUCCUAGAAUUGAACCGUCUGCAAUUGGAGUAUUGCCAAAUGAUUGUCUCUGUGGAACAGGCCUAUUUAUUACUGCUGGGCGAGGAAUCCAGCGAGAAGUACAAUAAUUAUUUAGUGUACUCGGCCCUGUCACGUGCUGGAUACAUUGUGGUUAGGCAUCAAACAGCUUGCCAAGAUGCCCCAACUAUUUCAGUAAAAUCAGCUGCUGCACCAAGCAGUGAGGAUUGCAUUUGGGCCCUCUUGGAGGAGACUAUAAGCAAUAAGCCAGCGCCUGAAUACAUCAAAGCAUCUCAUUAUUAUGUCACUGCGCAAUCGCGAAUGGCAGACCUAAAGCUUCAGAUUGUGAACCAAACUCACCCGAGUGUAGAAGACAACAGCUUAAAGGAAGAUUUUAAAUUCGAUACACGUAAGCGAAGAGCGCAAUCAGAGCCAAAAGAGGAUGCAGCAACUAAAAGAGUAAAAACGAGAAACACUGAAAGCCUUAUUGACAAUCUUAAAACGGAACCGAACUAUACGAAAUUCAAGGAAAUAUUUGAGAGAUUCGAUAUAGUGCAACUCCAACAAGAUGACUAUGAUGUGACCGAGGAUUAUUCCGAUUUGCGCAAUUUGAAUAUUAGCUUUGAUUUGCAUCUACACAACGAGGGUUUCAGGCGCAGUGCGCCAAAGGCGCCCACAUUCAGCGUUGUUAUAGUGGCAACAGAUGAACCAUUUCCCACCCAUAAUGAGAUGAUCAAGUGCCAACGCCAGCAGCACUCAAUUCUCUCAAUUUCCUCACCCACUGCUGGUGCCCCGCCGUUGCUUGUCAUAUCCGUUAGCGAAUCUAAACAAAUUCAGGCGUUUCUAUAUUAUAUGAGCUGAUGAUUUUUGCGAUAGCUCAAUUAAUUGUGUGUGUAAUUGUUUGCUAAUUUAUAUUUCGACUCAAUAAAAUACGCAAUC
Messenger RNA from Drosophila albomicans, 1304 nucleotides. RefSeq lists its product as uncharacterized. Bases 21 to 1226 code for a protein of 401 amino acids. The transcript has 4 exons. The record is from RefSeq and is a predicted model, not a curated record. Gene Ontology annotation, biological process: tRNA-type intron splice site recognition and cleavage. Gene Ontology annotation, cellular component: tRNA-intron endonuclease complex. NCBI's taxonomy places the organism in Eukaryota, Metazoa, Arthropoda, Insecta, Diptera, Drosophilidae.